Messenger RNA from Salvelinus fontinalis (brook trout), 5115 nucleotides. It is a transcript of the gene gk5, whose product is annotated as glycerol kinase 5. Gene Ontology annotation, biological process: glycerol-3-phosphate biosynthetic process; glycerol metabolic process; triglyceride metabolic process. Bases 726 to 2318 code for a protein of 530 amino acids. Gene Ontology annotation, molecular function: glycerol kinase activity. The record is from RefSeq and is a predicted model, not a curated record. NCBI's taxonomy places the organism in Eukaryota, Metazoa, Chordata, Actinopteri, Salmoniformes, Salmonidae. Gene Ontology annotation, cellular component: mitochondrion. The transcript has 16 exons.
AAAACUUCAUGACCUUCGAUCACAUGAUUUCUGUGAAGUUCAUGCAGUCGACACGUAGGCGCAAAUCGGAAUAUUUUUUAUAAUGCAACACACUUUGAAAGGUAUGUGAACAACGAUGGUCACCGAUUUGACAAAAGUGUUCCGCUCGAACGCACAUAUUGACUUGCCCCUCCCCCAAACCCCGGUCUGGUCUCGAAUCUGCUUCUCGACUUGUUUCCGGAAUUAUCGUGAUGUUGCGCCUCUUGGUUUGAAAACUGUGCUACUGCGCUUGAGAAACACACACAACAUUUUUUUAUUAGGCCUACACCAUUAUGCAAUUAUAAAAGUACUGUGAACUGAUUAAGAUGUAAUUUCGCCAAAACCUUGGCAGGCUGAACGGAAUUGGGUGGGUGGGUGUCUUUUAAAUUGUUGUGAAAUUGUCAUGUAUGCUGUAUUUCGCAAUAUUCCGUGGAUUGGAUGGUUACCGGAAUAAAUGGAAUUUGAACAAUGAGUUACGCGAUAAAAAAGUGACCCUUCUCCACGAGCAGAAGGACUAAAAAUGCUUUCAGUUUUUCACAUAUCUACAUUGUCGAAAGGAUUCAACUAGGACAGGUGCCUUCUCCAGCCCACCCUGUGCUACUGCCUAGGGCGAGGAGACAUUUGUGACAAUCGCUUUCACGAUAUGUGAGGCAAAGGUCCGAAGGAGGAAUCGGUCAAACUGUUGCUGAACACAAGCUCGUGUGACUAUGGAGACUCAGAGGAACGGAUUCAAAAGAGAAAGUUACAUUCUCUCUGUGGACGUGGGGACAACAUCGAUCAGAUGUCACGUUUACGACAAGGAAGCCCAGAUUCGAGGAUCAUGCGUCACCAAGGUGAAUCUCUUGUAUCCUGAACCGGGCUUGGUCGAGUUGGACCCCGAAGAGCUGUGGAGAGGAUUCGUUAAGGUAGUGAAUGGUGCUGUGCAAGACUCAGGUUUACAGAUGCGUCAGAUGGAGACCCUGGGCAUCUCCACUCAGAGAGGCACCUUCACCACGUGGGACAGGAAAACAGGAGUUCCCUUUCACAACUUCAUCAGCUGGCAGGACUUGAGGGCAGUGGAGCUGGUGAGGUCCUGGAACAACUCCUGCACCAUGAAGGCGAUCCACGGCGUUAUGAUGGUGCUGCACUUCCUGUCCAAAAAUAAGCGCUUCCAGGCAGCCAGCCUCAUAGUCUUCUCCACCCAACACGUCACCUUCCGCCUGGCCUGGGCCCUUCGACACUGUAAACAGUUAAGUCAAGCAGUAGCAGAGGGCAACUGCUGCUUUGGGACAAUAGACACCUGGUUGCUUUAUAAGCUCACAAAAGGAUUGGUCCAUGCCACAGACUACUCUAAUGCCAGUGCCACUGGGAUGUUUGAUUCGUACCAGUUGUGCUGGAGUGAAUUCCUCUGCUCUCUCGUCUCGCUGCCUCUCUCCAUCCUCCCCAAAGUACUGAACACUGGUCACCGCUUUGGCUUGACAGAUCCCUCCAUCUUUGGGGUGUCGAUCCCUAUAAUGUCUGUUAUGGCAGACCAGCAGGCGGCCAUGUUUGGUGAGUGCUGCUUCGACAUCGGUGAUGUGAAGAUCACCAUGGGAACGGGCACCUUCAUGAACAUCAACACUGGGAGCAAGCCACACACGUCUGUGGCCGGUCUCUACCCUGUUGUGGGGUGGAAGAUCGGCCCAGAGGUGGUGUAUCUAGCAGAGGGCAAUGCAGCAGACACUGGCACAGCCAUUAAGUGGGCACAGGAGCUGGAGCUGUUCUCAGAUGUACGGGAGACAGAUGCCAUGGCCAGCAGUGUGGACAACUCGGACGGCGUGUGCUUCGUUCCCUCGUUUAGUGGCCUGCAGGCUCCUUUAAACGAUCCCAAAGCAUGCGCCUCUUUCAUGGGCCUAAAACCAUCCACAACCAAGAGUCACCUGGUCCGAGCCAUUCUGGAGUCUGUUGCAUUUAGGAACAAGCAGCUCUAUGAGACGAUGCUUAGAGAAACAUGCAUUCCCAUCAGGAAGAUCAGGGCGGACGGUGGCAUUUGUACCAAUGACUUUGUCAUGCAGCUGACGGCGGACCUGUUUGGCAGGAAGGUCGCUCGGCCGAUCCAACACGAAAUGUCCUGCCUGGGGGCAGCCUUCGUUGCUGGACUGGGAGUUGGCUUCUGGAAGAGUCAGGAUGAGCUGAAGAAACUACAGCGCACUGACCGAGUCUUCCUACCCCGGAAUUUGUACGGAAUGAGUGAUGGGCGCACGGAGAGCGAGUACACACCCAUUCUGCAGAGCUGGGAACAGGCGCUGAAACGCUCCAUGAACUGGUACGGCAAUCGCUAAGGCUCGUAGGACAGCGAGACGGACGUAGGCUUACAGUUGGGUGGGCGCACAGACGGGACCUCUGGUGCUGCUAACAAAAGCCUUAUGACUGCCUCUAUGAUGUCAAUAGUAUCUCAUUCUCUCUGUCAUGGGGUUGGACAGAUGGGCAAAUAAAGUUUUUUUUCUAAAUCGUAUUAUUCGAAAGUAAACACUUAUCUGACAUGACUAGAUCUGUAAGAUGUAGUAUAAUCCAAUUGUGUUAUAUUAGUGACUAUGUCAAGGAAGGAAGGUUGGAACGAAGGAGGAUGCAUUUGAAAAAUAUUGGAACUGGGUUUUAGGACCUCUAAUGCUGCUGAAACUUAUGACCUUUUGACUUGAGCCCCUGACCAUGAGCUCAAGAUUGUUUUGACCCCAUACAACCUUACCUAACUCAUUACAGCACACAAGGAAAACGUUUUUUUUGAACGUUUCACGACUCUGAACUAAACUGUCUUUCUCAUAGUUGUCUCUCCCUGUUCCAGGGUUAUCAUUGUGUCUGAUGAACACCACCCAGGUGUCUAGUCUCUCCCUGUUCCAGUGUUAUCAUUGUGUCUGAUGAACACCACCCAGGUGUCUAGUACUGGAAUAGAUCAAAUAUGUAGAAUGGCUGGAGAUGAGCUGCUAGAGGAAACUGAACCAAACCAUGUGACCUCUGGUGGUUACUAUCCAGCCAUUCUAGAACCAAUGGAUUCCCAUUGAGACCAAUACUCUGUGGAUUCCCAUUGAGACCAAUACUCUGUGUAUUCCCAUUGAGACCAAUACUCUAUGUAUUUCCAGUGAGACCAAUACUCUGUGUAUUUCCAGUGAGACCAAUACUCUGUGUAUUUCCAGUGAGACCAAUACUCUGUUUUUCCAGUGAGACAAUACUCUGUGCAUUUCCAGUGAGACCAUAAAUACACGGUUUAUGAGAUAAAAGAUUGGCUUACCUUGUGUAGGCCAUGGAAUCACAAACUAUAAGCAAAUUAUAUUCAUUCUUAUGAUCAUAAAUUGAAUGAAUCCCUUCUCAGAAAUCAGCAGUAGCUGCUCUCUACAGUGUACUAUCUCCAUUACCUGGUUGGUUACCCAGACUCCUUGCUCUGGCCAAACGCUUACGCCUCGCCGGCUGGCGUUAGUUUCUUCUCCGAGUCUGAAUCUGAGUACCUCCCCGACAAUUUCUAGAACGUAAACGCAUUUGAACUGUUCUGACCCUGAAUAAAAACCUACGUGGACCUUAAAGUGUCAGGUAGCCUAUUGGUUAGAGAGUUUGGCCAGUAACCCAAAGGUUGCUAGAUCAAAUCUAUGAGCUGACAAGGUAAACAUCUACAGUUUUAUCUCAGUCUCUUCAUUCAAAGACUCAAUCCUGGACACUCUUACUGACAGUUGUGGCUGCUUUGUGUGAUGUAUUGUUGUCUCUACCUUCUUGCCCUUUGUGCUGUUGUCUGUGACCAAUAAUGUUUGUACCAUGUUUUGUGUUGCUACCACGUUGUGUUGUUGUCAUGUUGUGUUGCUACCAUGCUGUGUUGUCAUGUGUUGCUGCCUUGCUAUGUUGUUGUCUUAGGUCUCUCUUUAUGUAGUGUUGUGUUGUCUCUCUUGUCGUGAUGUGUGUUUUGUCCUAUAUUUAUUUUUUAUAAAAAAAUAUAUUUUGAAUCCCAGCCCGUCCCCAGCCUUUUGCUUUUUGGUAGGCCGUCAUUGUAAAUAAGAAUUAGUUCUUGACUGACUUGGCUAAUUAAAUAAAUAAAUAAAUAAAAUAAAGCAACAUAGAGAGAAAUAAUAUAUAGGAAGUCAUCUUAAGGCAUUAUAAAGGCUCAUACAUACUUCUAAAAAGAUAUAAAGCAUUAUACUGAAGGUAUGAAGUAAAUUAUUACACAAUCUUGUAAUCAGUCAGUGUUGGUAGCCAGUGUCAGUUCCUCAUUCCAGUGGCCCCCCUUGUCCAGGAUAUGGGGGUGAUCACUGCUUUUCAACAGGGUUCUGGAACACCAUGGACAAUUCUAGACAUAGGAUGCCUAUACUGUACGCAGGGUUGGCUCUCAAAAGGCUUCCUCUCCUUGUCUACUCUCCUCUGUCUCUGCACUAAUAUGAGGGUCGUGUAUGGCGGUAGGCCACUGGGACACUUGUUUUCACUAAUCCAGAAGUAUUUCAGAGCAGCGUAAUGAAGGACAGGUGACAAGGAGACUAUAGGAUUUGAUAGAAUUACAUAAAUGUUUAAUAUUCUUACAGACACUGAUUAUUAUGAUUGUGGUUUACAUAAAUUGGAAGACUAACUGUUAUUGGAAAGGAAUAUUGUACAGUGUUACUUUAGCCCCGUGUUCACUUAUGAACUAAGAGAAAGUAUCUGUUGUGCAACGUCCAUGUUUCUGGCAUUUCAAUGGACUGAGUGCUUCGAACAGCCUACAUGGAGAUUGUGCUGCUUAAUUCUGGCCCUUAUGGGCCACCAUACCCAAACAUACUAUUGGAUAUUUGUGACAUUUUUACAAAUGUAUUUUGUAUUGCUAUCCAUCUCUCUACAAUUCUGUUGCCUGACUCCCUUUUUUCCCCCAGAGAACAUCAAAUGCAGGAGAUUACAUGUUAACAAAUAGGAUGCUGAUGUUUUAACACUUGAACAAGACUAUUUGAAACCCUACUCUUUAUGUAUAACUGUUGUUAAAAUAGUUGCCAAGUACUUACUUGUAAGCACGAUGCAUUUUGAUUUGUCUAUACAUCGUUAACCAUUUGUCUGUGGAUAAAAUUAAGAGAGAGUGUUGUGUAAUAAUGGUUACACGGUUAACAAUAACAAUAACAUUAAAAACUUACAUGAUCUAAA